AUGGCUCCCGUUGAGCAUUGGGGUGAUCCCCAUUCAAAUUCAUCGACCGAUGGUUAUAACCUAUCUUCUGAUUGGAUCCCAUCAGAUGAAAUGUACGCUUAUGAGGGGAAUUCUUGGCUUCCCUCAGUCUUCACCAGUGAUGCUCCACUAGGUGCCAGGCAAGCCACUGAGAUGGCAAUUUACGAGCCCUUCCAAACCAAACCUCUCAACCAUGGUGAGAACGAAUCGCCCUUUGCAAUGAAGGAAUUUCCAGAUCCUGCAUGGGUGAAUCACCAAACUAUAAGGAAGCCGCCCGCAAAUACAACAAGCCAAGGCGCUCUCCUUUCCAUACAAGACAUUCGUAAGAGUCUGUUGAGAUUGAAGGUGGAACUUCUUGAGGAUUUGGAGAUAUUUGAGACUGGGUCGAUGCUUCUGGAAUCUUCAUCCCUUUUCUAUGAAAAUUCUAAUUUGCCAAUUGAAACCCUCGACCUUCCGAUAUAUCGUCUGCUUGAUCACUCCUCUUGGCUUUUGGCAAUUGUUCGAUCUUCGUGUGGUAUGACAGAGGAGACUUUGGAUGUUGCGUUUGCUACACAGCGAUUUGAAACAGAGAGCAGCGGAUAUGAAGACUCUUUGUUUAUCUUCUCGGAAAAUGGCGGAAAUGGCUUGGAUGAAGAUGUCACCACAGUAUCUCCACAUGAUUCUGGGUAUCAUACCACAACGACAUCUCCGGAUCAAGCGACAACUCGUGCAAUCCCGAAAUUCGAUAUAGCACUGUGGCUUGGAAUAUUGGAGGCACAUUGCUCACUUGUUCACAUAUACCGUGCUGUGUUCAUGAGGUUGUACCAGCUAUUUCUCAUCAUUCCUCCAACUGAUGCAGCCACGAUUCUGUUGUUACCGAAGGUACACUUUGGGCAGUUUCAUUUGGAUGGGAAUCUCAUUGCCCAAGUUCAAGUACUGGUUGAAUUCAGCUCUACAAUGCUGGGUAAACUUGACCGAGCCCUUAAAUUUCGGUCAGGCCCAAGCCAAUCCCAAGAAGAUCGAGAGUUCGAUCGAUCUGAGACAAUCCGUCAGAAAGAUUGGUCAAAUUCAAUCCGCGACAUUGUCAUAGCACAAGAACAAGAUCCUUGUGAAAUGUCUUUAAUGGAAAUAAUGGAGUGCUUGCGGCAGCUUGUUAAAGAACCAGUGAUUAUUUAA
This is a messenger RNA of Penicillium roqueforti, 1173 nucleotides long. RefSeq lists its product as uncharacterized. The record is from RefSeq and is a predicted model, not a curated record. The transcript is spliced from 2 exons. Bases 1 to 1173 code for a protein of 390 amino acids. NCBI's taxonomy places the organism in Eukaryota, Fungi, Ascomycota, Eurotiomycetes, Eurotiales, Aspergillaceae.